Molecule: messenger RNA, 2102 nt
Organism: Malus domestica (apple)
Lineage: Eukaryota; Viridiplantae; Streptophyta; Magnoliopsida; Rosales; Rosaceae
Product: homeobox-DDT domain protein RLT2-like
Molecular function (GO): DNA binding
Source: RefSeq, a predicted model, not a curated record
AUUUAACCCAAUGCUUGUUCGGAUGAAGAGAGACGCCAAACCAACCGAAGGGAAAACAGAGGGAGAAGAGAAGAAAGAAAAUUGCCCUGCAUAUGAACCUUUUCUUUCUCUCUCCAAAAUCAAAAUUGAAUUGGGUGCAAACAAAAACAUGCAGACUCAAUUGCAUACUCUUUUGCUUCAUCAAUCUGCCCAAUCAGGUUUAUUGGGCUACGCUUUUUAGCCGUGUACAAGUCAAAAACUAACAAAGAGAUAGAAUCCCCUCCCCGGAAACUCACACCAUGGAAGAAUCAAAUGAACUGCAUUCUGAGGAGAAUAAAAAUUCCCAAGACAAUAAUAAGAAAAGAAAGCUCAAGACACCGGCCCAACUUAUGGCUUUGGAGAAAUUUUAUAAUGAGCAUAAAUAUCCUACGGAGGAAAUGAAAUCACAACUUGCAGAGCACUUAAGAUUGUCAGAAAAGCAGAUAUCUGGAUGGUUUUGCCACAGAAGGUUAAAAGACAAAAGAUUGUCAAGAGAUGAAACACAAGCUAAUGGACGGCAAGAUCGUUCAAGUGUUGUUAUUCAGGAUCGAGCUAGUGGACUUGGGCAGGACUCUUGUGGCAGUACUAAACAUGGAGAGCAUAGGUUUGUUGAUCCAAGGGAAGUUGAAAGUCGAAGGCUUUCUGGGCAUGAUUUCACAUCUGCAGAUAUCACCCGCGAGUAUAGGAGUCACUAUACAGAAAGAGUUGGUGACAUGGAUAAUACAUCUUCAGAAAGUAGCUCGUCUUUACAAGAUAGGCUCUUAACUCGAAAGGAGGAUCCGUAUGAUGUGGAAACUUCUAGAUAUCUAACACAUACCAAGGGCAUGGAAAACAUGGGAUAUAAGCCCUCGGGGUUUAUGAAAGUGAAAGGUGAAGCAGAAAAUGCUGCUAUUACAGCUGUUAAGAGGCAACUCGGGAGGCAGUAUUGGGAGGAUGGUCCUCUAUUAGGUGUAGAAUUUGAUUUGCUUCCUCGUGGUGCAUUUGAAUCCCCGAUUAUUGGUUCUGGCCAUGAACCAUCCACUAUUGGGAAUACUGUCCUCCGUUCUCCUGACAUUUCUGGAGUGAAAGGGCAACUAAGUCCAAGCACUAGAUAUGAAGUAUACAACUCCAGGUUGAAUUCCCAGCAGGAAAAUCCUAGCAUCAUGCAUGGGUUUGAUCUUCAGGAGAAGAAAUCGAGCAAGCAAUUGAGACAAAAGUUGACUUAUCACAACGAUACCAAUUCUUCCCCUGGAAAAAAUUCCUCCUUGGAUAUUUAUGAUAAACCUUCUGGAGGGAUUUCUGCUUAUAAUAGCAAUAAGAAAGAUAGAAUGAGAUCUAAGGGUAACUAUGGUAGGAAAUUUACUAGUGAACAAACAGAGCCUUGCUUAGAUGAGUACAAUAAAUUUAUGAGCCCCAAGAUUGUCCAAAGGAAUGAGUACUUGAAGUCAAGGCCUUCAAGUUCUAUGGAGGAGAAGUUUGACGGAGAAUGUAAGGCCAUGAAAGGCUAUCACAAUCCAUUUAGAAGAAUGAAUUCUACAGAUGAAAUGGCGGUUACAAAACAAGCCAGAGUUAAUUUCCCUCAACGAGACUAUGGAACAAAUUCAUUUGCUCAAAUGCCACCUCGUAAAAAUCAGAUCAAAGAGUUAAACUGCCAUGGAGAUGCCAUCUAGCUUCAGUGAGGAUGAAACUGCAGAAACCAAUUCUUCUGUGGAUUGAGGUUCCCAUAGUUGAAGGAUGGAAAGCCAGAAGGGUUCACGAGGCCCUACGGAUGUACAGUUGAAGAGAGCUUGUAUUCCAUUUUAGCACUCGUCAUCAGCGGCAAUCUGUUUUGGCCUUCCAGGGAUCAUUUGUUAAUAUGUGUAGAAAAUAAUUUUGUGUACUGCUUUAGUUGUUAGCGGUUUGUUUCUUAGAAUAAAGCUGAUCAAACUCACAUUACUUCUUUUUGGUUGGUUAAAUGAUGGCCUUGCCUUCAGCAACUAUACUUGGCUCGCUUUACUUUACAGGAUCAAAGGGAUUGUCACUUGUUAAGUGUUUCCAGUUCAUCCAUUAUUGUGGACAAUAUGAGAGAGUUAAUACCAUUUAUUGUAAUUCUUAUAGCUUCAGAA